ACAUCGUCCUCGAAUCUUUUCUUCUCAGUCUUCCGUGACGUAUGAUUGGGUGUGGAAUACUCGUGAUACCAAGAAGAAAACAUCUCCUGAGAAAUUGAUUAUUUCGUGCAAGUCACAUGAGUAAAGUUUUCCAACAUAUCUGCUUGCAUCCGGGUGUUUGCUAUUUCAACAUUCCACCGUAAACUUUCCUGGAGAAAGUCAGAGGUACCGCCAACACUGAUCCAAGCGAAAAACGGAGCAUCUUUAUUUCGUUUACUUUACAUUUUGCGCAAGGUUGAACGGCGGCCAUCCAAAAUCUCAUCUACGUUUUUCUUCUUCAGUCUCAAAACCAUGACGAAGAAAAAGAUAGCCGUGCAAUUAUAUCCUUCAUUUAUGCUUGUCACGUUGAUAAUAAUCAGCGUGGUAUCUGUUGUGCCAUCCCAACCGAAUUUAACGGCUGUUACCGUAAAUCAUGGUCCUUGGGCAGAAAUCCUCGAAAAUUGGAUCACCCUUCAGUCCAACAAUUCUCGUGCCGCGCGAGUGAUGAAGAUUGAUGAUAAGACUGUGACAGUAUCUAAAAUUGUUACAUCAAAUAAAAGAGACGUCUCUGAAACCGAUCUUUAUCUACUUGGCGCCAUUGAGAAAUUGGUAUACAGAGUGGAUUAUCUAGAAAAACGAGUAAGAAGAGCAGAAGAAUUGUUGUACUAUGUUAUUGCUGGAAAUAAUAAAUUGAAAGAACCUUGUCCUGCCAAUUACACGAGAAUGGGCCAAAACUGCUAUCAUUUCAGUAAUCGUGAUUUCAACUGGAAAUCAUCGGCCAGUCUCUGCCGCGGUAUGGGUGGACACUUAGUCGAAUUCGACACGAUCGAGGAGAGCCAAGAUGUAAUCGCGGGUUUGAUGUCGGACGGCAGAUUGAAGGGCAAAAAUUUCUGGACAGGUGGCUUAAAUCCAGGACUUUUAUGGAUCUGGGCCAGCAGUGCUAGACCAGUUCACCAAGAUACUAAACAGACCGUCAUCGGUGAUGGGAGAUGUCUAAAGUUAACUUUCAACGCAUCAUCGAAAAUUUAUUCGUAUAGAGGUGAAGAUUGCGGUUCGAGACAAAGAUAUAUCUGCGAAUUAACGGUCGAUGACGAAUCGGCAAACAGAAUUGAAAGAACGGCACGGUUAUUAAUUAAUAAAAAUGAUUAGACACAUUUUAAUAGUGGAUAAAGAUAGAAUAAUAAAACAAACACGAGGAAUUAUUUAUAAGUAUAUUUUUAUAAAUUCAUGUAAUAUUUUCAGAAAUUU
Molecule: messenger RNA, 1266 nt
Organism: Wasmannia auropunctata (little fire ant)
Lineage: Eukaryota; Metazoa; Arthropoda; Insecta; Hymenoptera; Formicidae
Product: C-type lectin domain family 12 member B
Exons: 6
Coding region: 331-1167 (278 amino acids)
Source: RefSeq, a predicted model, not a curated record